Molecule: messenger RNA, 1407 nt
Organism: Macrosteles quadrilineatus (aster leafhopper)
Lineage: Eukaryota; Metazoa; Arthropoda; Insecta; Hemiptera; Cicadellidae
Exons: 12
Coding region: 55-1407 (450 amino acids)
Source: RefSeq, a predicted model, not a curated record
AAGUGUGAGUGCUUUCAGGAAAAGGAUAAGUUCUCCCAAAAGAAUGCAAGCAAAAUGUUUCUCAUAAGAUUUUUCAUUGUUGACUGGCUUCUUGCUGCUUCUUUUGUAACUUCGAUCCAAUUUACACUUCGAAGUCAACUUGAAUCCAACUUGCUAGAAGCCUUGGAUUCCACUGAAAAGGAACUUUCCACUGAGCUUUCAAAAAUAAAAGAUGUGACAAAACUCAAAUCAGUAUCUCCGAAGAAUCUGAAGUCUCUGUACUUCCACAUAGAAGAUUUAUCUGUUCAGGUGACAGAUAUGCAGUUGACCAGCAGUGAGCCAAUCCUGGAGCAGACCAACAUGGACGUCCUUGGUCACAGGAUGGUACCCGUGGUGACCUUCCACUGGGCAGAGAUCAAGGGGAAGCUCAAGGCAGGGGUCGGCAAUAAGGAACCCCACAAGUUUGACUUUAGUUUAGUGCAAGAAAAACUAAAAGGAAAAGGGGUUGUGAGCUUAACAGCUGAUUUGAUCAAUGUGACUUGGUCUUACAUCUACUUCAGACCUAACUCCACUUCGUGUGAAAUCAAGGGUCUUAAUGAUUCAGCUGAUCCGAUUCUGUCCAAAGUAUUGAAGUCUUCUAAUUUCAGUGAACUAUUAAGCACCAAAUUGCAAAGAGAUAUUAGCUACCAGUUGACUGAAACAAUUACGAAAACUAUCAACGAAAAUUUGUGGCGUUCUUCAAAGUUAAAAGAUCUUCAACCUUAUGCUGAUGAAAUAAGUGCAAUUGGAAUAAACAAUACUGAAAAUGCUAACUUGUUCAUCGAUAAUAUACUGAAAGUGGGAGGAACCUUGAUAAGACAAAAGUUUGGUGACCGAAUUAAAAUUCCAGAUAUUGAAGAAGGAUUUGCAACAAAAGUCCUUGUGACAUUCAAGGGGAGUUUCCGAGCGACGGAUGGAGUUGCUGUCGGAACUUCGUCAGUUUCGCGAAUCGGAGAUGUUAUCUUCGGCUACAACAACGAGUCGCUGUUGCACUUCUACGGAGCUCUUGGUUUUCAAGACCUUCAUCUGCACUAUGGCUACUACAAGGCAGAGAUGUGGGGAAUGGGACCGUCUGGCUCUUUGGACACUUCUUUGGCUCCCCUCAGAGUACUGGCUCAUGUGUUUUUGAAUACUACGUCCAAAAUGAUCACAUUGAGCAAGUUGAAAAUCAUAAGUGUCGGGGAUCUAACCGUGACCCUCACAGGCCUCGGAGGAAUGAUGGACUGGUUAAUAUCCAGAGUAACCACAUGGGUCGUAGGCAUGUACAGAGAUCAAGUACUUCAACUACUUGAGUCACAAUACGAACAAUACCUCAAGGACGUCUUCAGCUCCUACACAUUGGAAGAACUUCUGAAUGGAGGGAAGAAUGAAAACUUUGUCAUGAAAUAA